AUGAAAGAAGAUGGCCGUACAACGAUGACGUCACCGUAGUGGCUAGGGCGGUCGGCUUGUUCAUGUCGGAGUAAUAUGGUUCUGUUGGCAACACUGUUCUUCCUGCAAAGUGCUGGAUGGGUUGGUUCGAUGCCCGGCGCCGGAGCUCCAGAGAACAUCACGGUGGAGUUCCUGACCCCCACCUCCGUGAAGGUCUCGUGGACCACCACGGCGGAGAGUGUUGACAAGUACGACGUCACCUACAAGCCCACCGACGCCAGCUACCGCGUGGUCGCCGUCGUGGCCGGCAACUCGGAGGCGGUGACCUUGACCGGCCUGCUGGCCGACACGCAGUACCAGGUGACCGUGACAGCCGUCAGGGGCGGCAAGAAGUAUCGCAGCGGACCCAUAGUCUUCAGGACCAUGGAGCCGCCCAGGAGCUCCCCGCAGCAGGACGAGGGAGCGGCCACGGCGGGGCCCGCCCCGGCACCGGCCCCCAGCGAGGGGGCGGCCGCCCCCGCCGGCCCGCCCCCCUACGUGCAGGUGCGCGGUGUGGAGGUGGGCAUCGUGCUGCUCGUGCUGGUGGUGUGGGCCGCCGCCAUCGCGCUCUUCUUCAACCGCUGGGGCAAGAUCCGCAUGCUGCUGCCGUACCAGCCCGACUACAAGGAGCAGCUGAAGGUGCCGGGCGGCGGCGCGUGUGCGGCGGGCGGCGCGUGUGCGGCCCAGCAGCACGCGGCGGGCGCGGCCUGCCCGCAGCACCACCACUGGUCGGCCCACCACUUCGAGUUCGACAAGUGGCCGAGGACCGCCCCGCUGCGACCUGUCACCCGGCCCCGAGUGAACUCGGCCAUCUACAUCAGCUCCGCGCACGCCGCCGACUCGGAGUUCGUGCGGCUGGAGCCGUUCCGCGCGGAGCAGUGCCGGCGCGCGCGCAGCGCCGAGGACAUCCCGCUGAGCGGGCUGCCCGCGGUCGCCGUGUCCCGGGCCUCGCCCCCGGAGCAGAGGGCCGGCCGCCACAUGUGA
Messenger RNA from Bacillus rossius redtenbacheri, 1002 nucleotides. RefSeq lists its product as uncharacterized. The record is from RefSeq and is a predicted model, not a curated record. Gene Ontology annotation, molecular function: protein binding. NCBI's taxonomy places the organism in Eukaryota, Metazoa, Arthropoda, Insecta, Phasmatodea, Bacillidae. The transcript is spliced from 5 exons. Bases 76 to 1002 code for a protein of 308 amino acids.